This is a messenger RNA of Penicillium canariense, 1635 nucleotides long. RefSeq lists its product as uncharacterized. The transcript has a single exon. The coding region runs from base 1 to 1635 and encodes 544 amino acids. NCBI's taxonomy places the organism in Eukaryota, Fungi, Ascomycota, Eurotiomycetes, Eurotiales, Aspergillaceae. The record is from RefSeq and is a predicted model, not a curated record.
AUGACCCGGCCCAACGACCCCCUUACCCACAUUCCACCCUUUGCGAAACCGCUCGCUCCUUACGUCAAACCCCGUCAGGAAGCUCUCCGCAUCCGCCAGGCAUUGACGUCGUAUCUUCGCUCGUUCAUCGUGUUCGCCGAUGAUGCUGACCCGCCGAGCCACGCCCAGCCGCACCUCGCCCUAUGCGCGGCGGCCGACGCCGUACUCGAUGUCAAGCGCUUCCCUGCGGAUCUCCCGGGCCUCCGAAACGGAUAUCUGACGGCGCUACAAGCCAAUGUUGCCGCCCGGAAGGGUUUCCUCGCGGUGACGGAGGAUGUCGCUUCGCUGAGGCGUCAGCUGGCACCCAAGAGCCGCCCUGCUGAGAUGGCCGAACCGCAGGAACCCGGCGCCGAUCUGCGAGAUUAUCUCCAACUCCUGCGAGAUCAGCGACGUCAUACCAAGCUGCAGGUGUUUCAACAUUAUCUAGAAGAGCUCAGGGCGAAGGAUGCGGACGGAUUAGAACAUUUUGGUGCGGGGGAGGAUCCGAGUCAACAACCAGUCCUGCCUGAAGCCUUGAAUCCGGAUGUACCAGAUCGCAAUAGCGCAGAUACAGACCUCGAGGGUGUGGUGCAUAAGCUUGAAAGGGCGGUGGUGCGGGCUCGGACCCAAUUGGACCGGGAGAAGCAGUUAUUCGAGAAAGUCAAGAUGGAGCAUGCCGCGAGGAAUGACACAUCUCUAGAUGAGAUCACCCCAACCCUGAAAGCACAGGCACUGCAACGGACACGCGAUGAGCUGGUGCAGUGGGUGGAGGAACGACUGGUCAGUGAAGGUGAUCCGGACGAGAGUCUCAUACAAGACCUGCCUCCCGAGGCGAUCGAAGAGGCACAGCGUCUGCUGGAGCACCAGAAGAUGCAAAUCAACGAGCAGUAUGCUACAUACCUUCAAGCGCGACGAGAUCUCCUCGACGCCGCCUCGCGAGCUUGCCAACCCAUUACCGUGACCUCAAAACCUUCCCCGCGACCAACCUCCAGCACCGAGAUCGUCUCGGAGGAACAACCACCGCCGGACCCACUAGACGUUCUAUCAUACACCAACGAGACUCUCGUACCACUUUCAAAGAGUCAAAAGGCUCUGGCUCUUCAAAAAUCCUAUCUCGCUGGACUCCUGGCCAAAGAGAAAUCCACGACUCUCCGCGCCCUCCACCGUCUCUCAGACGAAAGCCACCUCCUCCCCGAAUAUCCCAUCCUCGCCCGACAACCACGCUUCAAGCACGCCGUCGCGGCUCUCAACUCUCGAAAUUCACCCCCUGCCUUGGACCGCAGCCCACCCGACGAAGUGGUCUCCCUUGCCGAAGCGUGGGCCUUUGCCUCUGAUGCGGCCGCCGCCAGCGAGCGAGACUACGUGCAACAAAAAGUCAUGCUAGGCACUGAGGUCGCGCAGGAUGCGCGCAAGUUGCUGGGUGAUGUAUAUGGCACGCUCAACCAGGAUCUUGAAAAGGUGUUGCGGGAUGAUGCCGCGCGCAAUCCAGAUGCGUCCGAUAUUUGGGCCUCCGAAGCUCGCUCAACCCGAGGGCUGGCCUCCGCCGGUGGGUCUCGGCUGGAGAAGCGACCGAGGGGACCCUGGUCAGGCUUGAACGGGCGUGUCGGAGUCGAAUGA